AUGGGCGAUUUUCAAGACUACUACACUGGUCGUCGACACGCGCCUGUGAUGACCAUUUUUGUAGGAGGUAACCACGAGGCUUCAAACUAUCUCUCGGAACUGCGCUAUGGUGGCUUUGUGGCCCCAAACAUAUAUUAUCUGGGGCGAUAUGGAGUCAUAUGGUACAAGGGCCUGAGAAUAGCAGGAAUAUCAGGAAUUUACAACGAGACAAAUUUCCUUAAACCGCGCAAAGAAACCCUUCCCUACGAUAGAUCUACCAUCAGAUCCGUAUACCAUUAUAGAAAGACCGAGGUGACGGCGCUCCAGCUCUUAAGACCUUCAAACGAAACCAUCAUGGUGUCGCACGACUGGCCUGAAGGAAUAUACGAGUACGGCAGAAAAGACCAGCUUUUGCGGUGCAAACCGUUUUUCAAAAGUGACAUGGAAAAACACCAGCUGGGAUCGCCUCCAUUGAUGGGCCUUCUCCGCCAUUUACGACCUAGUCACUGGUUUAGCGCACACUUGCACGUUAAAUUUGAGGCCACUGUUCCAUGGAAAAGCAGCCGAGAAAAUGAGAAAAUUAACAAGGAGGAGAUUGAGCUUGAGCUCAACGAUGCUUCAGAGGAGACUGAUGACCUUCCAACCAGGUUCCUUGCGCUGGACAAAUGCUUACCGCGGCGCAAGUUCAUGGAGGUCUUCCGUCUGGCUCAGCAGGACGUGCCGCCCAAGCUUGCAGGAUUGGACUUUUUCUACGAUCCUGAAUACAUUAGCAUACUUAGAACCGUUGAACUCCACCGGAAAGACAUAGAGUCGGCAGGAUUGGAUCUCCCGGAGGACCUAAUUUUUACAUUGCAUAGGGAGUGUGAUCGUCAACGCAAACUUCUAGAGGAUCUUGAGAGUGACAAAUACCGUGAACUGCUACAGAUCAAUAGCCAGUUUUCAGAGACCGCAGACGCCUCUACAAAAGAGGUGCAAGAAUAUACCAAUCCCCAGACUGUGCAAUUUAUUGAAAAAUUUCUUGCACAGCCGUAG
Messenger RNA from Ogataea parapolymorpha DL-1, 1011 nucleotides. RefSeq names its product lariat debranching enzyme. Gene Ontology annotation, biological process: mRNA splicing, via spliceosome. The coding region runs from base 1 to 1011 and encodes 336 amino acids. The record is from RefSeq and is a predicted model, not a curated record. The transcript has a single exon. Lineage: Eukaryota; Fungi; Ascomycota; Pichiomycetes; Pichiales; Pichiaceae. Gene Ontology annotation, cellular component: nucleus. Gene Ontology annotation, molecular function: RNA lariat debranching enzyme activity.